AUGUCUGGCCAUGUCAAGGGUGCUAAGCGCCAUAGGAAGAUACUGAGAGAUAAUGUCCAGGGUAUUACGAAGCUAGCUAUCCGCUGUUUGGCACGUCGUGGGGGUGUGAAGCGCAUUUCAGGUCUCAUUUACAAGGAGACUUGGAGAGUGCUCAAGGUGUUCCUAGCGAACGUGAUCCAAGAUGCCCUUACUUACACUGAGCACACGAAGCAGAAGACAGUGACUGCUAUGGACGUAGUUUAUGCACUGAAACGCCAAGGCCGUACUCUUUACGGAUUUGGAGGCUAA
Molecule: messenger RNA, 288 nt
Organism: Pelodiscus sinensis (Chinese soft-shelled turtle)
Lineage: Eukaryota; Metazoa; Chordata; Testudines; Trionychidae
Source: RefSeq, a predicted model, not a curated record